Molecule: messenger RNA, 1512 nt
Organism: Lotus japonicus
Lineage: Eukaryota; Viridiplantae; Streptophyta; Magnoliopsida; Fabales; Fabaceae
Product: V-type proton ATPase subunit C
Exons: 11
Coding region: 58-1185 (375 amino acids)
Biological process (GO): proton transmembrane transport
Cellular component (GO): vacuolar proton-transporting V-type ATPase, V1 domain
Molecular function (GO): proton-transporting ATPase activity, rotational mechanism
Source: RefSeq, a predicted model, not a curated record
CACAAAUAUAACAGGUGAAGAAGAGGGAGAAGAAGAACCAGAAGGAUCACUUUGACAAUGGCAAGCAGAUACUGGGUAGUCUCUCUUCCCGUUCACAACUCUGCAUCUGAGUUAUGGAACCAGUUGCAGCAAAAUGUCUCUAAGCAUUCCUUCGAUACCCCUCUUUACAGAUUCAACAUCCCCAAUCUCCGCGUCGGAACCCUAGACUCUCUCCUCUCUCUCAGCGAUGAUCUCGCCAAGUCCAACAAUUUCGUGGAGGGAGUAUCACACAAGAUCAGGCGCCAGAUUGAGGAGCUCGAGAGAGUUUCCGCUGUAGAAACCACUGCCCUCACCGUCGAUGGCGUGCCUGUUGAUUCCUACCUAACUAGGUUUGUUUGGGAUGAAGGCAAGUACCCCACCAUGUCUCCUUUGAAGGAGAUUGUUGAUGGUAUUCAUGGUCAAGUGGCAAAGAUUGAGGAUGAUCUCAAGGUCCGUGUUUCUGAGUACAAUAAUAUCCGCAGUCAGCUUAAUGCUAUCAAUAGGAAGCAAACUGGAAGCUUAGCAGUCCGUGAUCUUUCCAACUUGGUAAAACCCGAGGACAUUAUCACCUCAGAACAUUUAACUACCCUUCUUGCAAUUGUUUCCAAGUAUUCGCAGAAGGAUUGGCUCGCAAGCUAUGAAACGUUGACAGACUAUGUGGUCCCCAGGUCUUCUAAGAAGCUGUAUGAGGAUAACGAAUAUGCUCUUUAUACUGUGACGCUCUUCAGUCGUGUUGCGGACAAUUUUAGAAACAGUGCUCGGGAAAAAGGGAUCCAAGUUCGUGAUUUUGAAUACAGUCCAGAAACACAUGAGAAUCGAAAGCAGGAGAUAGAUAAGUUGGUGCAAGAUCAGGAAAGUUUGAGGGGUUCUCUGUUGCAAUGGUGCUACACCAGUUAUGGAGAGGUAUUCACCUCCUGGAUGCACUUUUGUGCUGUACGUUUAUUUGCUGAGAGCAUUUUGAGAUAUGGUCUGCCACCGUCGUUCUUGGCAUGCGUUUUAGCUCCAACUGUAAAAGCCGAGAAGAAAGUACGUUCUAUCCUUGAAGGUUUGAGUGAUAGCAGAAACAGUGCAUACUGGAAGGCCGAGGAAGAAGUGGGUGGAAUGGCUGGCUUAGGAGGUGAUCCUGAUACGCACCCUUAUGUUUCCUUCACUAUCAAUCUUCUCUGAGCGCUCCCGCAUACCUUAAUUUAAAGUCCGCUAAGGGUUCCUUUGGACAGCAAUAAUGCCUAUGCCAAACAAGAUUUGAAGAUUUUGUAUAUUACGAUUAUAUUUUAUUCUUUGUUAUUUAUAUAUAAUUUGAGUAAUCAAUGUUUCAAAGGGACCUUGAAUUUUCAAGGGCAGAAAUUGGUGCCAGGAUUGACGAUUAGCGACUUGUAUUGUGUUGUGGAAGUUUUCUUGUUUGCAAUUAUGGUACUCGGAGAAGUGAUGCACCCUUAGCGAAUAAUAUGAUCCUUUAUCAGUGUACAACAAUAAAACUUUGUUAUUCACUCGUCA